Molecule: messenger RNA, 1824 nt
Organism: Perca fluviatilis (European perch)
Lineage: Eukaryota; Metazoa; Chordata; Actinopteri; Perciformes; Percidae
Product: tumor necrosis factor receptor superfamily member 13B
Exons: 5
Coding region: 85-843 (252 amino acids)
Cellular component (GO): plasma membrane
Molecular function (GO): protein binding
Source: RefSeq, a predicted model, not a curated record
CACAGGUCCAUCUCACUCUGGUCUUCAAACCGAGGAGUCCCCCACCGCUUCUUCAUCUCGCCAGCGGGAGGGUCAUCAGGCCUGAUGGCUGGAAGCUGCCGUGGGGGUCAAUACUGGGAUGGUUUGCUCAAAGGAUGUAUUGGUUGUCAAACACAAUGCAACAAACCACAUGUCAUCCCCAAAUGCACCAGUUACUGUGAGUCUGCACAUUGUAAAGCACUGCUUGGCCACUACUACGAUAGGCUGCUGAAGAUAUGUGUGAGGUGCGCUAAGAUUUGUGGCAGUCAUCCACCAGAAUGCUCCCAGCACUGCCAGAAAGUAUCCCUCCCAUCUACCCCCCGAGCUCCGACACCUCCUGUGACUACCAAAAAGCUCCUGGUUGAAGUUACCUCACACGUGCCAAAUUCCAGAGGGAUCUCAGGGCUGACAGCCCUGGAAGACUCCACCAUCCUGCUGUACUCCCUGCUGGGCGUCUGCUAUUCUCUAGCUUACAACCUCGGUAAUAGUCUACUAAGCGAAAAGAGAAAACCUCAAACAAACAACACCGCUGGUCCGCAGGGCCAAGACGUUAGUCGCAAACGAAGGCAGAGGUCCAAAGAUUUUGUAACAAAUUCAAACCGCACCAGAGACCGUGAGCCGUCAUAUGACUCCAUUCCUACCGAGACCUGCGUAUGUGUCCACUGUUUCCCUGAUCUGAAAGCACUGGGCCAGGGCAACGACAGGCCGCUGAGAGCCCCCUUCUCAUUCUACCAGCAGCCCUUCCUCCAUAGAGGGCCUGUCCGGGCUGAGGAGAACCUACACAUCUCUGGACUGGAGGUGCUGGAGGAGGCGGCAGUUGGAUGAGGCUCAUUUAGCUGUCCCACGGGGACAACUGGAAUGUCCAAAUGUGUCCCCAGGUCAUAGGAGAAGAUUGUCAGCGUAUUUGAUUGUUUAAUCAGACUGUGAGAUAACAUCACCGCAGUGUGAUAGAUUGUGAAACUGAUAAAACAAAUAGGGAGUUAAAAGGGUUGCACGCUCAUCUACGACCCCCAUCAACCUCACCUGACACCGAUUGCCAACCGUCAUCUUGGCAUGUCCGCUCACAUUUCCAUAGGACAUCAUUUCAGUAACCUGUAGUUACAGGAAGACGCGACUUGCAUGUCUUAAGUUCAUGACCCCUGCUCUCCAGAUUACUUUUCAACCAAAACAAGUGAACCACACCACCCAUAACAUUACUUGGGGUAGUCUAGUGCAGGUAUCAGCGGAGGAGAAUUUAUAAUCUGCCAACUACAGUUACAUUUCAUUUCAUUGUCUACUAAUCGGUCGAUUAUUAUUAUUUUCUGGAUUAGUUGUUUGGUCUAUAAAAUGUCAGAAAAUGGUUUUAAAAAAGUCAAUCAGUGGUUUCCAAUGCCCAAGUAACACACAACUCCAAAAAUAUUCCGUUUACUGUCACAGAGGAUAAAAUAUUCACAUUUAAGAAUCUGGAAUCGGAUAAUUUGGGCCUUUUUCACAUAAAAAGAGACUCAACCCGAUUAUCAAAUUAGUUGGCGGACAACUUAUUGAUUAAUCUUUGCAGCUGUAGUUUUCCUGACAAAAAUCAGUUAAGGGUGUUUUUUUUUAUACAACCACUGGGAGAAAUGUUGAAGUCCUACUGAUUCCUCUGUUUGGGCUUCAAGUAUAGAAAUGUACAUGUGCAAGUACUGGCACAACAUGCGUACAAUGUAUGUAUGUCAAUUUUGUGUGAUACUGUGAAGUAUAUAUUUGUGGGGUGACUGUUUGUAUUACGAUUGAGAAUCUUCUUGUACCACUAAUAAAAAAAAUAAAAAUCAUCAUUGAUAUCAGAAA